AUGUAGACUAACGAUAUUAAUUGGGAGACAUUGCUAUUCUUAGAGAAGUCUCCUUCGAAGAAAUAUUUAAGAAAAAUUAUUGAGUUUGCAUAUAUUAUUAGAAAUAAAUUACAAUAAUAUGAUUAAAAUUAUUAGACUCCUGUUUCCACAUAAUUUUACAUAGAUCUCAAUCUUACAGAGGAGUAAUGUCACAAAAUGCUAGUUUCAACUGUAAAGUUAUUGGAAAAAGCUGCUCAAUCUAAUUUCUAAAACGUUAUUUAAAUAUUCCCUGGAGAUUUUAACCAGUCAUUAAGAGAUAUGCUGAUUGAAAUUUUUGAAUAGUACGGUGAGAUAUGGAAGAAGAACAUGAAUAGCAACAUAUAAUAGGGAGAUAAAUUGAUUGAUGUUGAUUGGAGAAUAGAUGUAUAAGUUGCUACUCAUGGAUAAGAAAAGAUAAAAAACCCUGUUAUUUUUAUGCAAUUAGAAACUCAAGGAUCUAGAAAUGAGAUGAAAACAAUUAAUUUCCAAAUGAACUCUGCUGAAUUAAACACAUUCCACAACAAUCUUCAAAAAAUAAAAGAUCAACUCUAACAAAUUGUUUAAUAAUGA
Tetrahymena thermophila SB210 is the source of this 588-nucleotide messenger RNA. Its product is annotated as HCaRG protein. Lineage: Eukaryota; Ciliophora; Oligohymenophorea; Hymenostomatida; Tetrahymenidae. The record is from RefSeq and is a predicted model, not a curated record. The transcript is spliced from 3 exons.